This is a messenger RNA of Copidosoma floridanum, 2975 nucleotides long. RefSeq lists its product as uncharacterized. NCBI's taxonomy places the organism in Eukaryota, Metazoa, Arthropoda, Insecta, Hymenoptera, Encyrtidae. Gene Ontology annotation, cellular component: cytoplasm; nucleoplasm; nucleus. The record is from RefSeq and is a predicted model, not a curated record. Gene Ontology annotation, molecular function: RNA polymerase II transcription regulatory region sequence-specific DNA binding; DNA-binding transcription factor activity, RNA polymerase II-specific; protein binding. Gene Ontology annotation, biological process: regulation of transcription by RNA polymerase II; resolution of meiotic recombination intermediates; double-strand break repair via homologous recombination.
AUCACGUGAUAUUAACUUUUUUUAUAACAUUUUAACCAGUAGUUUUGCAUGUUCUAACACUCCACUUAGUUUAAAUUUUCACGAAGCGAAUUAUAUUACUGUUAAAUUCCGACUUGCAAUAGUUUUUAAUUUUCAUUUUGAAUAAGAAGUAAAAAUUAUGUACUGAGCAAUAUUUUUUGUUUUGCAAUGUUAUAGGAGGAGACAUGCUGGUCAUCCAAAACGUAAUCGGUGGUUUUGCUGCUGGCUACGAGUGGGACGAGUCACUAUUUGAAUUUUUGAACAGUACAGACUUCAAGGAAACAUCCUACCCAGAUCUGGACUUCAACCUUGAAGAAAAGAAAUUUAAAAUAGAAUUAAAAAAACAAUGUCGCCUCAAGAGAUUAAUGCAACACUACUGUGUGGACUGUCAACAAUUAUCAGACAUCACAUCAGCAAAAUACCACAGAACUGGCAAGAAAUGUGAAAAUAACGGUUGUAAUGGACUAUUACUCUACAAAUGUAUCGAGUGCGGAAGAAUGUUUAAAGAGAUCUUUAGGGCGUAUAAGCAUCUCCGAGAUACCUGUAGUAAGCCCAAUGCAGUGCAUAAUAAAUCUUUACCGAGACUAACGCGUGACGUCAGAUACAAUCCUUACAACAAGGAUGGAUUCAAGGAGGCAUUUACCUUCCCUUGUUCAAAGUGCGAGAGGAAAUUUACGACUUUCAAAGGUCAGGCUUGUCAUGAAAAACGUUAUUGUAAAUACGCGACCUCGAAUGUUAAUUGGACGGAAACUGCGUCGGAUAAUCUCAUGGAUUCGACUUCGGCUCCAGCAGCUCCAAAAAGUGACUUUGCUUGUUCAAAGUGUGCUCGAAACUUCCUAACUCUGAAAGGGUUGAAAAUUCACAUGAGUCAUCGAUGCGGCAAGAGCGACAAUUCUAGUGAUUCGUGUCCAAAUGAUCCUACUGAAAAUGUUGACAACUAUGUUGAAGUUGAUGAUGAUGAUCAAACUUUGGCUCCAAAAAGUAACUUGACUUGUCAGACUUGUGACCAAAGUUUCCAAACUCUUAAGGGGUUGAAAAUUCACAUGAGUCAUCGAUGCGGCAGAAGUGAAGAGUCGAGGGUUGGUUCUCCAAGUACUCAUACUAUCAAGAUUGAGCCAACUUCAGCCACGAAUAGUGAUUUUCCUUGCCAGAAAUGUGAUCAGAGUUUCCUGACUUCCAAGGGGCUAAAAAUUCACAUGAGUCAUAGAUGUGGCAAGAGCGAAAAAUCUGGAAGUUUUUCUUCAACAGCUCCCAUUGACAAUAUUGACAAUCAAACUUCUGCUCCAAAAAGUAAUUUGACUUGCCAAACUUGUGACCAAAGCUUCCAAACUCCUAAGGGGUUGAAAAUUCACAUGAGUCAUCGAUGCGGCAGAAGUGAAGAGUCGAGAGUUGGUUCUCCAAGUACUCAUACCAUCAAGAUUGAGCCAACUUCAGCCACGAAUAGUGAUUUUCCUUGCCAGAAGUGUGAUCAGAGUUUCCUGACUUCCAAGGGGUUAAAAAUUCACAUGAGUUAUGGAUGCGGAAAAAGCGAACAAUCUAGUGAUUUUUCUUUGAAAGCUGCUAUUGAAAAUGUCGACCAUCAUACUCCAGAGCCCAAAAGUAAUUUGAUUUGCCAAACUUGUGACCAAAGUUUCCUAACUCCUAAAGGGUUGAAAAUCCACAUGAGUCAUCGAUGCAGUAGAAGCGAAUACUUGAGGAUUAUUUCUCCAAGUAUUCAACUGGAAGAUUGCAUCAAGACUGAGCCAACUUUAGCAACAAAAAGUGAAUUUCGCUGCCAGAAGUGCGAUCAAAAUUUUCUGACUUCUAAGGGACUGAAAAUUCACAUGAGCCAUGGAUGUGGCAAGAGUGUAAAAUCUGAUGGUUUUUCUCCAAAAGCUAUAACUGAAAUCGUUAAGAAUCAAACAUCAGCACGAAAAAGUAACUUUCCUUGUCCUAAGUGUAACCAAAACUUUCUGACUUCCAAGGGGCUAAAAAUUCACAUGAGUCAUCGAUGCGGCAGAAACGAAGAGUCGAGGGUAGUUUCUACAAAUAUCCAACCAAUAGAUACCAUCAAGAUUGAGUCAACUUUAUCAACAAAUAGGGACUUUAUUUGCCAUUUGUGUGACCAAAAUUUCCUGACCUCCGAGGAACUAGAAAUCCAUAUGAGUCUAGAAUGUGAAAAGAGCAAAGAUGCAGAUGCAAGUGUUGUGGCUCUGAACACUCAAUCAGAUACUACUGUUAAAACUGAGCCAACUUCAUCAACGAGCAACUUUUCGUGUUCCAAGUGUGACCGAACUUUCGAGAGCAUAUAUGGUUUGAGAUCUCACAUGAGUAUGAGUAGUCUGUGUGGCAAGAAUUUUAAGAAAAAAAGGGCUUCCCAAUUUAGUUUUCGCAAAAUUUCUCGAAAGCACGUUAGUAGUUCCUUAUUUUGUCCAAAAUGUAGCAAAAAAUGUGUAGGCAUCAUUGGUUUGAGAUUACACCUGAAUCGUUACUGUAUCAAGAAUGACGAUGUCUCCCAUACUACUGGUCCACCAGCUUCCGUUUCAACAAAUGAGUCGACACAUCAGGAUCCAACUCCAAACAGUAGUUUUGCAUGUAUAGACUGUCGGCUCACCUUUUCGAAUAUCAAUGCUUUGAGAUGUCAUGUUAAUUUUCACUGCAAGAAAAUGAAAUCUCUGAACACCACCACAUGUGAAAAGUGCUUCCAAAAAUUUGGAUCAGUCAAAAGAUUGAGACUUCAUCGUCAUUUUUGUCCUGUAUUAGUUAACAAUUUCAAUGCCACCAGGAGAGAUGGACAUGUCCCGGUCGAUAGCCCUGAAAUUGAUCAAUCAACUGUAGCAGUGCAAAUUAACAACCCAAGUAGAAACGACGAUCCGGCUAUGCAAGUUGAUGCAGUUAACAACUCCAAUACUGAUAAGAAGCCAAUUCUGCAAAUUAAUGAUUUUAUUGAGAAUCAACCUUUAUGGAAAAGGUAACUA